GCAACAUGUUUAAUAAAUCACUCAGUAUGAAGAGUCGUCUGAAGACUGACCAGUGCAUAUAUCAUGGGGCACUACGUUAUUCCUGUGAUGUGUGUAAAAAGUCGUUCAGCAAGAGAAAUGAUUUGAUGAGACAUCAACGUAUACAUAGUGGAGAGCGGCCAUAUUGCUGUGAUGUGUGUAAUAAAUCCUUUGGUGAGAGUAGUAGCCUGAAGAAACAUCAACGUAUACAUAGCGGAGAACGGCCACAUUCUUGUUAUGCGUGUAAUAAAUCCUUCAGCCAGAAGAGUGCUUUGAAGAGACAUCACAGCGUUAAUAUUGGAGAACAGCAAUAUUCUUGUGACUUGUGUAAUAAGUCGUUUCGUGAGAAGUGCAGUCUGAAGGUACAUCAUAGCAUACAUUGUACGGAACGGACAUAUUCAUGUGAUGUGUGUAAGAAAUCAUUCAGGGAGAGGAGAACUCUGAAGGUACAUCAGCGCAUUCAUACCGGGGAGCGGCCAUAUUCGUGUGAUGUGUGUACUAUGUCAUUCACUAAGAGCAAUCAUCUGAAGAACCAUCAACGCAUACAUAGUGGAGAGAGGCCAUAUUGCUGUGAUGUGUGUAACAAAUCAUUUAGCCACAAGAGUGACCUGAAGGUACAUAAACGCAUACAUAGCGGCGAGAAACCGUAUUCAUGUAAUGUGUGUAAUAGAUCAUUCACCACAAGGAGUAAUUUGAAGAUUCAUGUUCGUGUACAUAGUGGGGAACGCCCAUAUUCCUGUGAUGUGUGUAACAAGACAUUCGGUAGUAAGGGUGCUUUGGAGAAACAUCAGCGCAUUCAUAGUGGGGAACGCCCGUAUUCCUGUGAUGUGUGUAAGAAGUCAUUCAGUCAGAGCAGUAGUCUAAAGGUGCAUAAGCGCAUACACAGUGGGGAAUGCCUAUAUUCCUGCGAUGUGUGUAAAAAGUCAUUUAGUCAGGGGUGUUACCUGAAGAUACAUCAGCGCAUACAUAAUGGGUUGCGACCAUAUCCCUGUGAUGUCUGUGAUAAGUCAUUCAUUAGUAAGAGUCGUCUAAAGAAACAUCAACAGACACACAGAAAUGAGCAGUCAUGAAUAAUUGUAAGUUAUCAAUUCAAUAAUUACCUGUAUUCAUAUUUCUGUGAUUCAUCCACUAAUCCCAUGCAUAUAUUGUGCAAUGCAAGGCAUGACACAUUUUUGCUGUUUCUUGCCCUAAGGCUUUUGUAUAGUAAUUACAAAUGUUGAAAGUGGAAAGUUGUAGCUGCUGUAUGGCAAAAUCUCUUCCCAGGCAGUGCAAUGAGAGAAGAUACUUGCAAGAGACCUUCAUAAUGGACAUACAUGACUGGGCAAACACCUAUUUGGUGAAAUUUCAGAUUCACAUGGCUGUCUUCUUGGUUGUUGCCCCAUGCAUUCAGGUAGAAGUUUACCAGUGUUUCAGAGCAACAUUGUGGUUUAACAGGAUCCGAGGUUUUCAGAACGAUGUGGAUAUAGUUGGUGGCCGUUGGUCGUUGUGCCGUGUGUAUUUGGUUUCGGAGGGGCAUUCCACUUCUGUAUUUAAGACUGAAGUUGACAAUCUAUAUGCAGCAUGAAAUGAAAGUGAUACAAUGAUUGUGAGUGAAGCAUUUUCCAGCACCUACCGGGGUCGAUCGCGGGCCGGGGUUCAGUUCCACCCCGCCGAUAACGAGGAGCGAAGUGAGCAGGUUGUCGCAGUUCCAGUAUGGGGCGGUGUUCCAUGUCGUGUGAAGUGGCACGGGGCCUCGCCACGGGCUGAUCCCCAUGCGUGAGAAGCGAUCUACGGACAAAGC
This is a messenger RNA of Zootermopsis nevadensis, 1798 nucleotides long. Lineage: Eukaryota; Metazoa; Arthropoda; Insecta; Blattodea; Termopsidae. The record is from RefSeq and is a predicted model, not a curated record.